Molecule: messenger RNA, 791 nt
Organism: Drosophila innubila
Lineage: Eukaryota; Metazoa; Arthropoda; Insecta; Diptera; Drosophilidae
Gene: Sgt1
Product: protein SGT1 homolog
Exons: 1
Coding region: 100-648 (182 amino acids)
Biological process (GO): protein stabilization
Molecular function (GO): protein-folding chaperone binding
Source: RefSeq, a predicted model, not a curated record
GAUAUUUCCCUCAUUCUAGAAGUAAAAUUUUGCUAAAUCACAAAGAGUUGAGAAAUACGUAUAUUUUUUCAUAAUAGUUUAAAAAAAUCAGACGCAAAAAUGUCCGUGCGUUUUGAUUGGUACCAAUCGGAGGCAAAAGUGGUUGUAACCGUGCUGCUGAAGAACGCUCCAGAGAAGAAUUACAACGUUAAAAUUGAGGCAGAUAAAGUACAUAUGACUGCAGAUGGCUACGAACUGCUGCUCCAUCUGCUCCACCCCAUCGUCGUAGAGCGCUCCUCACACAAGGCAUAUACAACGAAAGUAGAGAUAACUUUGGCCAAAGAAACGGGCGUGCGCUGGGAGACGCUGGAACAGAAUGCCAACUCCGCGUCGCUGGCUGCUCCAAUUCCAACGCGUCAGGUGAAGAACUGGGAUCGUUUGGUCAGCGAGGAGGAGAAAAUUGAAGAGAAGGAAGCUAAGGGCGAGGCAGCCCUCAGUCAGCUGUUUAAAAAGAUCUACAGCUCAUCCACACCGGAAGUGCAGAAGGCCAUGAACAAAUCAUUUUCGGAAUCUGGCGGCACUGUGCUGAGCACAAACUGGAAUGAAGUGUCCAAGGAUAAGGUUGACAUUAAACCGCCCGAAGGAACCGAAUUCCGCAAUUGGGAUUAAUAAGCAAGAGAAUUAAACAACAGAAAAACAACAUACACGCAUAGCUCAUAAAUACACACAUUAUAUAUUAAGAACCAUAAAAAAGCAUAGUUGAACUAAUAACAAUAAUAAAAAUGUUCAUUUUGAUUUAUUUAAAAAUUAAA